AUGAAUUUUCUCAGCUCUUGCUUUAAUUCGCUUAAGCCUCGAAACGAUGACGAUGCAAUCGAUCGCCUGAAUUAUUAUUACACAUGCCUAAUUAUCCUCUUUCUGUCUAUCACCAUCACGGCGAAACAGUAUGUCGGGCAGCCUAUUCAAUGCUGGGUACCUCCCCAGUUCACGAGUUCGUGGGAGCAAUACGCUGAAAAUUACUGCUUCGUACAGAACACGUUUUGGAUACCGAUGAAAGAACCGAUACCAUCAGACAGACAGCGAGUCAGUGUCUCUCACGUCGGCUAUUAUCAGUGGGUACCGUUCAUUUUAGCUGUUGAAGCGUCAUUGUUCUACGUGCCUUCACUGAUAUGGAAAUUCUUCAAUCGGCGUUCAGGUAAUAAAUGUAAACUAACUAAAAUUAGUUUUGGUUCAUUAAUUUUGCGCUAAAC
Soboliphyme baturini is the source of this 434-nucleotide messenger RNA. The record is from the annotation of a GenBank genome assembly. Lineage: Eukaryota; Metazoa; Nematoda; Enoplea; Dioctophymatida; Soboliphymatidae.